This is a messenger RNA of Paraglomus occultum, 936 nucleotides long. The record is from the annotation of a GenBank genome assembly. NCBI's taxonomy places the organism in Eukaryota, Fungi, Glomeromycota, Glomeromycetes, Paraglomerales, Paraglomeraceae.
AUGGACUUUAUUGUUCAAUUACCUCCUACAAGACUUGGACAUGAUGCUAUUGUGGUUUUUGUGGAUAGAUUAACUAAAAGAGCUUAUUUUCAACCAACACAUACUACUGUUACUGCACCUGAAGUUGCUAAACUUUUCUUCUCAACUAUCUUUAAAAAUCAUAGAUUACCUAAAGUUAUAAUCUCUGACCGAGAUGCUAAAUUUACAAGUAACUUUUGGAAAUUACUUUUUAAUCAUAUUGGGACAAAACUAGCAAUGUUUACAGCUUUUCAUCCUCAAACAGAUGGCCAAACUGAAAGAAUGAAUCAUACUUUAGAAGAAAUGCUUAGGGCAUAUUCUAUAUAUAAACAAAACACUUGGGAUGAAUAUUUACCUGCAGUCAAAUUUGCUUAUAACAAUUCUAAGCAAGCCUCUACUGGAUUUACUCCUUUUGAAUUAGAUUGUGGACAACACCCUAACACACCUGCAUCUCUUGCAUCUAAUAAACUUAACCAUGUACUUGCUGCUGAGGACUUUAUUAACCAUUGGAAUAAUAUGAUCAAAAUUGCUAAGGAUACAUUAAUACCUACUCGCAAAUUGUCUCCAAAAUAUUUAGGUCCUUAUACUAUUUCUGCAAAAAUCUCUUCUACAAGUUAUCGAUUGGACUUACCUUCUACUUUGAAAAUUCAUCCUGUAUUUCAUGUUUCAAUGUUAAAACCUUAUCAACAAUUUGAAGAAUUUAACCGUGAAGCUCCACCUCAACCUAUUAUUAUUCCUGAAUCUAAUGAAGCUAAAUACGAAGUUGAACAAAUUUUGGAUAAAAGGUUAAUUCGUAACAAAACACAAUAUUUGGUUAAAUGGUUAUGUUAUCCUUUACAUGAUGCCACAUGGGAACCUGUUGAAAAUUUGAAAAAUGCACCUAAAAAGCUCAAGGAAUUUGAGUUGAUGAGGAAAUAA